Messenger RNA from Coregonus sp. 'balchen', 5172 nucleotides. The record is from the annotation of a GenBank genome assembly. NCBI's taxonomy places the organism in Eukaryota, Metazoa, Chordata, Actinopteri, Salmoniformes, Salmonidae.
AUGGAUUCGCAGACUAAGGCUGCGCCGAUGCGCGUGCUCGUCACGGGCGGAUCCGGAUUGGUCGGGAAGGCCAUCGAGCACGUGGUGAAACAAGAAGGCGGCUGUCUCGAGGGCGAACAGUGGACCUUCCUCUGCUCCAAAGAAGCCAACCUCGUGUGAGUUAUGUCACAUAAACCUCAUAUUCUCAGCAGAGCUGGUCUGAGGCUUGGUCGUUGCAGAUAAAAAUGACCUAAUCUAUAUAGAGAUGCCAUGAUCCCAUAGUCUACAUGCCCGAGAAACACCAGCAUGUCUGUUCUACAUAACAUAUUUCUAUAGGAAAUGUAUGUCACGUUGCACUGUAUGAAACCCUGGUUUAAAUAUUAGUAAAUUCCUGUUAUGACCCUUUUGCUUCUGGGACUGGUUUUGUGGUUCAAACAGGAACGAAAUGGAUAAAAGAAGUCCAAAAAAGAAGUUCACUCCUGGAAAAAUUAUUAUAUUCUCUGCUAUUCAAUUAUUUUCUAUUCAAUUCUAUAGAUUGAUGGAUUGAUGGAUAUAUACAGUAUAUAGGUAGAGUUUCUAUAUAGUUCCUGUUGGAACCACAUUAAAUGUUUAGCUAAUUACAUUUGUGCAUGCAUACUUUUAUGAGAUUGAUGUGUUUUCCAUUAAAUAGGAUGAUGAUGAUGAUGAUGAUGAUGAUGAUGACAUGUAUACAAUGUUCUGCCAGAGAUCUACAACAGACAAUAGCAGUUUUUAAGAAGUAUCGGCCCACCCAUGUCAUCCACCUGGCUGCCAAGGUGGGAGGACUCUACCUUCACAUGAAGGAGAACCUACACUUUCUGGUGAGAUUCAUUAUCUAACUACCCAGUUUGUUUCAAUACCUAGGCUAUAUGUUUCAGUCCUAAAGUACAUUUGUUCAAUCAGGGAUGGGACUAGAAAUUCGGACCGGGCAUUUUUUUUUUUUUUUUUUUUUUUUUUUCACCUUUAUUUAACCAGGUAAGCCAGUUGAGAACAAGUUCUCAUUUACAACUGCGACCUGGCCAAGAUAAAGCAAAGCAGUGCGAUAAAAACAACAACACAGAGUUACAUAUGGGGUAAAAAAACAUAAUGUCAAAAAAUACAACAGAAAAUAUAUAUACAGUGUGUGCAAAUGUAGCAAGUUAUGGAGGUAAGGCAAUAAAUAGGCUAUAGUGCAAAAUAAUUACAAUUAGAAUGCUAGAUGUGCAAGAGAUUAUGUGCAAAUAGAGAUACCGGGGUGCAAAAGAGCAAAAUAAAUAACAAUAUAGGGAUGAGGUAGUUGGGUGGGCUAAUUUCAGAUGGGCUGUGUACAGGUGCAGUGAUCGGUAAGGUGCUCUGACAACUGAUGCUUAAAGUUAGUGAGGGAGAUAAGAGUCUCCAGCUUCAGAGAUUUUUGCAAUUCGUUCCAGUCAUUGGCAGCAGAGAACUGGAAGGAAUGGCGGCCAAAGGAGGUGUUGGCUUUGGGAAUGACCAGUGAGAUAUACCUGCUGGAGCGCAGACUACGGGUGGGUGCUGCUAUGGUGACCAAUGAGCUAAGAUAAGGCGGGGAUUUGCCUAGCAGUGAUUUAUAGAUGGCCUGGAGCCAGUGGGUUUGACGACGAACAUGUAGUGAGGACCAGCCAACAAGAGCGUACAGGUCACAGUGGUGGGUAGUGUAUGGGGCUUUGGAGACAAAACGGAUGGCACUAUGAUAGACUACAUCCAAUUUGCUGAGUAGAGUGUUGGAGGCUAUUUUGUAAAUGACAUCGCCAGAGUCAAGGAUCGGACUCUACCUGCAUUUCUAACUCACCGGACCAUUUUUUCCCUCAAAGCUCCCACACUGGCCCAUUUUCUUACCUAGAGGCCCCAAUUGUUAACCAAAUAAUGAUCAUUCUAUACAAAACCCCCAAUUUAGACAAGCCGAUGGGCUGAAGAUGGAACCAGCCCAUCUGGCAUUUUGCCUGAACUGUCCAAAGGUCGGUCCGUUUCUGUGUUCAAUUCUGUCCAGUAUUUUGUUCAGAUCAGUGACUUUUGGUCCCAUAGCCUAGUAUAAUAUUGAAUGACACAAAACCGAUACAUCGAAACAUACUAUAUGACUAAAUAUUUGUGUGUACUGUAUUUGUUCUGUGUAGUUAUGUCAUAUACAGUGUGUUUGUUUUGUGUUGUUCAGUACGUUUGUUGUCACAGCAUUGCCGUGAAAUGGGUUUGUUUUAUCUAGCUACCGGUUGAGUGCACUGACUGUAAGUAGCUCUGGAAAAUAUAUUCUGCUGAAUGACCUAAAUAUAAAUGUCCAUGUUUGCCUGGCUGGGCAACAAUCUAGGCUGACAUUUAGUUGAACUUGUCAAAGCGAAGUUUACACAGUGACUUUGUUGCCACACUUCUUAAUCUAAUUCCGAAAGGGUAUUAAUCCAUCUGUGAGGAGAGUUACAGGGGAGCUUGUUAUCACAGUAUCCAAAUGCAUUCUUUGAAUUCAUUUGUGGGAAAACAAGUUAUUGUGUAAAGCCGUAAUACGGGUUUGAUUGAAUUGAGACCACAGUGUUUUGCCUUCACAGAGGGCCAACCUUCGCAUCAAUGACAACGUGCUGCAGACGUCUCACGAAAUGGGCGUCAUCAAGGUGGUGUCCUGCCUGUCCAGCUGCAUCUUUCCUGACAAGACCACCUACCCUAUCGAUGAGAGCAUGGUGAGUUGAACAACCAAUAAGACCCUAUCAAUGAGAGCAUGUUGAGUUUAAUACUAAAAUACUAUGUGCAUUACUUUUGACCAGAGCCCUAAUGGCGCUAGUCAAAAGAAGGAGAUCAACAGUAUAGGAAGCCUAUGUGCCCAUUGACAGUAUAACUACUGUAUGUUUGGGAACCUCUGGCCCUUCAAAAUGUGAUUUUUAAGAAAAGCUGGUGUAUGUUCACUCAUGCUUUCCUCCCCUUCACACAGAUCCACAAUGGGCCUCCACACGACUCGAACUUUGGCUACUCACAUGCCAAAAGAAUGAUUGAUAUUCAGAACAGGUGAGCUGGUGACUAAUUGGUUACCUGUGCAGGUACAUUAGCACACAGUUUAAAGACCCACUCCAGCCUCCCUAGGACCUCAUUUAUCACCUGAUUUACUUAACAAAAGGUGCAUUUCAGUAGCUGGUACAGGUCCCUCAUUACAUGACACAACCCAGCUAGCACAUAAUGUUCUGAGAACCAUAUGUUUCUUAGAGCUUGGUGAGAGCGUGGUUGUCCAAUGUUUAUUUUCAUUAUAACCUUCCGACAAUGUUCUGGGAAUAGUGCAGGAUACCCAGCUAGCACAUAAAGUUCUGAGAACCAUAUGUUUCUUAGGUGGGAAUUGCUCUUCUAUUGUUCUGGGAAGCAAGGGGGAAGGCCGAUGACAUCAGUGUGCAUCCAAUUUCAAUUUAAGGGGCUUUAUUGGCAUGGGAAACGUGUUUACAUUGCCAAAGCAAGUGAAAUAGAUAAUAAACAAAAGUGAAAUAAACAAUACAAAGUUAACAGUAAACAUUACACUCACAAAAGUUCCAAAAUAAUAAAGACAUUACAAGUGUCAUAUUAUGUCUAUAUACAGUGUUGUAAUGAUGUGCAAAUAGUACAAAAGGGAAAAUAAACACAGCCGUUUUCCAUCAUCCCAACCCCUUGAAUUGCCAACUCCUGCCAUUGUGUUGAAAAAAACACCAUUUUGCAAAAAAUAUAUGUUUUUACCCUUAAGGGUGUGUACCUUUUACUGUAUGUAUACGUGGAAUAUUGUUUUUUAACGGGAAAGUAAAAAAAUAGCUGGAGUGGGUCUUUAAAUGUUCAAACCACAACAUGAUUGUGUGUGUGUGUGUUUGUGUUUGUAUGUGUGUGUGGGCUUGAUUGACAACAGGGGAUACUUUGCACAGCAUGGGCGUCGCUACACCGCCGUAAUCCCGACUAACGUGUAUGGUCCCUAUGACAACUUCAACUUUGAAAAUGGUCACGUGCUGUCGGCACUCAUGCACAAGACACAUGCUGCUAAAAGUAAGUAACACACACACUACUUGUACGCACUCACGCAAACACACACACACACACAGAUACAAACACUUACUCCUUUCUAAUCUCCUUCUGACAGAGGAGGGAACCCCUCUACAGGUGUGGGGCUCCGGAACACCCAGGAGACAAUUCAUCUACUCUCUGGUAGGUUUAGUGAAUUACUCUGUGUGUGUGUGUGUGUCAGUGCAUGUCAGAUAUGUGUGUGUAUGCAUUACAUCUGUGUGUGUGUUCUCUCAGGAUGUAGCGCGUCUGUUCCUCUGGGUGCUGCGGGAGUAUGAUGAGAUUGACCCCAUUAUUCUCUCUGGUGAGUCCAACAUGGUGUGUGUGGGUGGGUGGGUGAUCAGUCAAUGUGUGUGUGUACAGUAUGCAACUGGACCAAUCUCCUUUGACACUUGUCUCUCAUAGUGGGGGAGGAGGAGGAGCUCUCCAUCAAGGACGCCGUAGACAUGAUCGCAGACGCCCUGGACUUCAAAGGUCAAAUAAUUGUAUCUUUCCACAUGCUGUAUACUCCUGAUAGGAGUUGCCCCUAGGCACAGAUCUAGGAUCAGCAUAUCCUCCCCAAAUCCUAACCUUAACCAUUAUUCAAAUUUGACCUUAGAUCAGUGUCUAGAGCCAAUCUAGUAGAAUCCUUAGUACAACACCAGCAACCACAUCUAGAGGUUCAUUACACCUGUUGGACUGACAGACUUACAGUUGUAGUAGGUUAAAAGCCCACUCGGGCUGGCUACCCCCCAUAUCCGUUGUACUGUAACUAUGUAAUCUCCCUGUCCUUUGCCUAUUGUGACCCUUGACCUAUGACAUCAGUUCGACACCAGCAAGUCAGACGGUCAGAUGAAGAAGACGGCCAGCAAUGCCAAGCUGCGACGCUACCUCCCUGACUUCACCUUCACGCCGCUCUCUGAAGGUCAGAGAUCAAAACACUGAGGGAUGCAUUUUCUGUCCAGAAAACAACUCAAUAUUGUAGUGGGAAUUAGUUGCCUUGUAAAUAACACUGACACAUUACCACAUGAUAUUUGAUACCUAUCCGGUUAUCAGUAGUUUUAUGAUUAUGAUGAAAGGAACGUUCAUGGUAAUUAAACCACUCUUCCAAAAUGCACAGUAUCCAUAAAUGACUGACUGUGUCUCUCCUCCCCUACAGGUAUCAAGAAGACCUGUGACUGGUUUGUGAACAACUACGACAUAGCCCGAACAUGA